This is a messenger RNA of Alnus glutinosa, 1867 nucleotides long. RefSeq lists its product as uncharacterized. The transcript is spliced from 6 exons. Lineage: Eukaryota; Viridiplantae; Streptophyta; Magnoliopsida; Fagales; Betulaceae. The record is from RefSeq and is a predicted model, not a curated record. Gene Ontology annotation, biological process: positive regulation of ubiquitin-dependent protein catabolic process. Bases 113 to 1741 code for a protein of 542 amino acids. Gene Ontology annotation, molecular function: cullin family protein binding.
UACAAACGAAAACACACUUCGUUGGUUCCGUAAAAUCAAAAGACCAAAAGCAAAAAACACAGUGAAAAACCCACGCAUUCGAAGUCCACCGAAAAGGCCAAAAGGGAAACGUAUGGAAGAGUCACAGGAGAUACUUGUGAGCACGCUGGGGAAGUCGGGGGUUUCGAUCCCAGCGAGCGUUUCGUCGGUGCGAGACCUGAACCCGACCACCUUGGUCUCCAUCUGUGCCCAGUGUCUCAACCUUCUCGACCGCACGGCGUCGUUUCCCACCUCUCUUCCCGAUGGCUCCGUGGCUGACCAAUUCAAGAUCUGUACGGAAAUCGCGUCCCGGAUUGAGAGCCUGGGUUAUAUCGGAGACAUGAGCUUCCAUAAGUUCCUGUAUCCAUCUGAGGAGGACUUGUAUAAGUUGGUCAGAUUCCUGGUGGAGAGGCUUUCUGAGUUAUCUGAAGAUAGAAGAACUGCUGAUGUGAAGGAUGUCAAUGCUAGAAGGAGAAUAGAAGAAGAUGAUUUAAAAAGGUCUUCAGAGGAUUGGCCAAAGAAGGCUGAUAAUGAAGGGGUAGAUUUUAGUCGUGAGAAAGUUGGAGCCAGAUUGAAAGAUCUAAGACUGAAGACUGAAGUGCCAGAGUCGUUGAAUACCAAAGCUGAAGAUGUUGGCAAUCUCUAUGAGGCUGAUCUUGUUCCACAAAAAAUGGAUGAAACAGCUGUUGAUGAGAUAUUCUGCUCCAGGACAGGAGAUUUCAGCAAGGACGAACUUACUAGCGUAUUAAGUGGGAAGGAUUUGACUGAAGAAGUGGUGGAUGCUGGAAGAGAUACAUCGGGAAAUGUAGAAACUGCAGCUUGGAAAAAUGAUGUUCUAGUGUUUGAACAGAAAGGAUCUUCUUCUAGAGAGCAAGUUUCCAAGAUAAGAUAUGAGACUGAAGAAAUACAAAAUCAAGAAAAAGUGCUUACAGGGGAGGUAACGGCAAAAAACUCUGGAUUACAGCAACUUGAAGAAGAAUUGGAAUUGUUAAGGGCAGCAGCAGAGAUGUCAUUUGAUAACGAACAUCCUAUUGACUUCUACCUUGAGCAGCUCAAUGAGAAAGUAGCUGCUAAAGAGCAUAAUCUUGGGGAGUUGGGGUCAGAGUGGGAAACUGACAGAAAGUCUUUGGAAGAGAAAAAGAGAAGUCUUGAGGAGUCUCUAUAUGCAAACAGCCCAGAAGCUCAAGAAAAGCUCCAAAAGUUGAGAGAAGUUGAGUUGGAAAAGCAGUCUGUCCUAUCUGAAAUUAGAAAGAGGGAUGAGGAGCAUUCUAAACUUUUUGCAGAACUCGAGAGACAGCACAAAAUUGCAUCUAGGAGUUCCUAUAUACAUCGGAUAAAGGAAAUAACAAAAAACAGUCGGAAACAAGAUGCUGACAUAGAACGGAUCUUAAAAGAGACCAGGGAGCUUCAGUUAGAGAGUAAUUCUAUCCAAGAACGCCUACAUCGAACCUAUGCUGUCGCAGAUGAAAUAGUAUUCAGGGAAGCCAAGAAAGGCACGGUAGGGCGACAGGCUUAUAGACUUCUCACCAGCUUCCACGAGACAUUUGAACAGAUCUCUGAGAAAAUUCUGGCCACUGAUAGAGUACGAAGAGAAGUAGCUGACCAUGAAAAGAAGCUAGCAGCCAUGGCAUCCCGGAGCUUAAAUGUAGACAAACUACAAGCUGAUCUCGAUGCCAUAAGGAAGGAAAAUGAGCACCUAGAGCAACGCCUUCAGGAUCAUUAAUGCGUGACUUUUGUCUCUGAAACCAUUCUUUCAUUUCAGUAAACAUUAUUACUCUGAUGGGUCUCAUCCGCUCUUCUUCAUAUACUUGGCCAAAAAAAUAAUAAUAUACAUUUUUUUUUUUUUUUU